Penicillium paradoxum is the source of this 423-nucleotide messenger RNA. RefSeq names its product mRNA splicing protein SMD1. NCBI's taxonomy places the organism in Eukaryota, Fungi, Ascomycota, Eurotiomycetes, Eurotiales, Aspergillaceae. The record is from RefSeq and is a predicted model, not a curated record. Gene Ontology annotation, molecular function: RNA binding. Gene Ontology annotation, biological process: spliceosomal snRNP assembly; RNA processing. The transcript has 3 exons. Gene Ontology annotation, cellular component: U4 snRNP; pICln-Sm protein complex; U1 snRNP. Bases 1 to 423 code for a protein of 140 amino acids.
AUGAAGCUCGUCCGUGAUCCCUCUAGCUUUUUGAUGAAAUGCGCCAAUGAGACGGUCACCGUUGAGCUUAAGAAUGGUGAGUAUUCCCGUUCAAUCCCUCGGAAUCCUAGUCCGAAGGCCCUCCCAAUCACCGAGCCUCCAAAAGUGAAAGCACUCCGUUCUCUAACUUGGAUUUCUCAUCUAGGCACCGUUCUCCACGGUACUAUUGUUUCUGUUUCUCCGCAAAUGAACACCUCUCUCCGGGCUGUCAAGAUGACCCCCAAGGGCCGUGACCCCAUUUCUCUUGACACCAUCAACAUCCGUGGUUCCACAAUCCGCAAUUGCAUCCUCCCCGACAGUCUUCCCCUCGAUACCCUUCUUGUCGACGAUGCGCCCAAGGCCAAGAACAAGGCACGCAAGGAAACAGACCGUACGCAUACCUAA